CCUCCUGGAGUCCCGCUAUUAUAACAGGAUCAUGACUCAAAUAUUUUAGUUGGCAGUUCUGCGUUUGUUCUGUUAGGGAAGGGUGGUACUACUGGUAUUUCUGCUGCUGGUUUUUGUUUAGUUUUGUUUUUUUGUCUUCAGAAAACAGGCUAAAGUAGUAAGGGAUGAGCGACAACAUGGUGUUCUGCCAUGGGGUGCUGGAUGUAGGUUGCCAGAGGACACGAUAUAACAAUUGUGUGUACUGCAGCAUUAAAAUAUUAAUCUUGGUGAUCACAGAGCCAGCCCCAGCUGGGAACUUUAUAAGCCCUGGACCGAUUUGCCCAUUGCUAUACUACUCACUUUGCACCUUUAAGGGCAGGGUAGAAUUAAUGGGUGUGAUGUUUCUAACUGCACUUUCAAAAAACCAUACGUUGAAUCUCUGAAAUAUUUUAUUUCUUUAAUAAUGAUUUAACUUUUCCUUAGGCUACAAUGAGGCUUUGUUUUCUUGUUUUGUAAAGGUAGGGGGUAUGUUUAUGCUGCUGAGGAAUAAAUGUCUUGUCUAUUUUCAGUUACAGCCAGUACCAACGAAUGCUGAGUACUUUAUCACAGUGUGAAUUUUCAAUGGGAAAAACUCUUCUGGUGUACGAUAUGAACCUGAGAGAAAUGGAAAAUUAUGAAAAAAUCUAUAAGGAUAUAGAAAAUAGUAUAGCUGCAGCACAUGAGAAGAUUUCUGAAUGCAAAAAACAAAUCCUGCAAGCAAAAAGGAUUCGAAAAAAUCGCCAAGAAUAUGAUGCAUUGGCCAAAGUUAUACAACACCAUCCAGACAGACAUGAAACAUUGAAGCAGCUGGAAGCUUUGGGAAAAGAGCUGCAGCAUCUUUCUCACAUUAAAGAAAAUGUUGAGGAUAAGUUGGAGCUGAGAAGAAAGCAGUUUCAUGUUCUGCUGAGCACUAUCCACGAGCUUCAGCAAACCCUGGAAAAUGAUGAAAAACUUUCAGAAGCUGAAGAAUCUCAAGAAACUCAGCUGGAAACAGAGACCAAACAGUAGAGGAAUACUGACUAUGCUAUUGAAGAUGGUCCAAGUGUUUUCACUUUGCAUUGAAACAAACAGUAAGAGAGACAGAGCUGAAAAAUAGUUUUCUACUGCUUCUGUGAAUUUUUAUACAAAAAUAACUUGUUUUGCUUAUGCUUCAGGGGAAAGCAGUUACAGAUGUGUGCAGACAGACACUUUGCGUUAACCCACAAACUUUGUAAUUUGCGACAAUUUUGGUUAUUUGGAUGAAGCUUCUGCACAGUACUUGUGAACUAAGGUGUUUGUAAAACGUUGUCAAUAAAAGGUGUUUACAAAGA
Molecule: messenger RNA, 1328 nt
Organism: Calidris pugnax (ruff)
Lineage: Eukaryota; Metazoa; Chordata; Aves; Charadriiformes; Scolopacidae
Product: THO complex subunit 7 homolog
Exons: 6
Coding region: 568-1026 (152 amino acids)
Biological process (GO): mRNA export from nucleus; mRNA processing
Cellular component (GO): THO complex part of transcription export complex
Source: RefSeq, a predicted model, not a curated record